AUGAACGAUCCAGUUCUGCGGUCCCUUCUCAGGCAGCUUGAAGAGUGUAGACGUAUUAUCUCCGCGGAGGGGGCGGGGGUGCUGAACCGGGUCGACGCCGGCGGUCACACCCCAGCGCAUUGGGCUUCUCUGGCCGGUGCCGUGGACGCCAUCCGCCUUUUUCUGGAGGCUGGCGGCCCCGUCGACCUGCCCGGCUCGGGGGAGCAGGCUCACAGGCCGGUGCACUGGGCCGCGGCGAAGGGGCACGUCGCCGUGGUGGAUCUGCUUCUGGGGGCCGGGGUCUCCGCGGACACGGCCGACGGCAGGGGCUGCACCCCCCUGAUCCUGGCCGCGCAGCACGGCCACACCGCACUCUGCUGCUACCUGAUCGGGAGGGGGGCCCUGCUCCGCCUCUGCGACGUGGAGGGGGACAGCGCCUUGCACUGGGCCGCUUUUAAAGGACGUUGGGAGUUGACCCGAUUGUUGAUUUAUUCUGGAUUCAACCCAAAACAACCGGAUAAGUUUGGUCAGACCCCCCUGCACCUGGCUGUCCUCAGCGGAGACUUGCUGACCGUGGAGCUGUUUUGCGAGCAGGAUGGAGUAGAUUUGGAAACGGCGGACAUGAACGGGAACACCCCUCUGAAAUUGUCCCGUGCUCACAAACACUGGAAGAUAUCCGCAUACCUGGAGAACGCCAUAUCCCGGUCUGGCAAGCUCAUUCCCAAGUUUGACUGGAGUGCUUUGGUGUUUGGUCCACCGGGAAAGUCCAAGGGCCCAGUUCUUUUCCUGCUAUGUUGCCUGUUCCUCUGGGGGUACCCCACUUACCUGCUCAAGAUUGUCUCGGUCUCCUUCAACAAGCUGUGGGAGUUUCAUGUGGCCUUCCUGCUUGCCAAUGCACUGAUGUGGUUUCUCUUUCUAAAAGCUUCCCUGAUGGAUCCAGGGUUUCUUCCCAGAGACAGUAAGGAAUAUGAUCAGGCCAUUAGACAGGCGGUGCACUGUGAGGCCUGGCGUCAGGGCAAGAACCCGCUCCUGAGACUUUGUCACACCUGCCACAUCGUCAGGCCCCUGCGCGCCAAACACUGCCGCGCCACCAACCGCUGCGUGGAGCAGUUCGACCACUACUGCCCCUACAUCUACAACACGGUGGGCCGCAGGAACAGGACGUACUUCCUGGGGUUCCUGAGCUCGAUGAGCCUGAACUGCUUCAUGGGCGUGUACCUGUGUGUGGACUGGUUUUCCCAGAUGGGCCGGAGCCUGUUCAUCGGGACAGGGUUCCUCUUCAUGGCCAUCGUUGGAGCGAUAUCUGGCAUCAUGGCCUUCAUCUGUCUGCACAUGGCGGCUCUGAACACCACCACCAACGAGCUGCUGAACCGUCACAAGUACGGCUACCUGCGGGACGAAGAGGGCCGGGCCGGCAGCCUGUUCGACCGCGGCGCGCUGCUCAACCUGCUGGAGUACUUCCACGUAGUCCCCCCCCCGCAGGAGGGCCAGCUUAGGACCGUGGAUCAUCUCCAGGUUAUAUGACGCUAACGCUGCCUCCAGGACCUGAACUGAACUACCUAUAAGCAGACAACGUACAACCUUUAAGCAAACCACUCUGGCACAAUGGCUAAGCAACCUUUCCUGGAGGGAAAGUAAUGGACUAUGUUGCUAUUUUCGCUGAGCUAUCAAGAUGCACGGAGUGGAAACAGCAGUACAAGGGGAAAAAAACUUCAGGUAGACUCAAAUUAGUUUUUUUUUUUUUUCCUUCUUUUAAAAUAACUCAGAAUGCAGCUGCAAACUGCUCCAGCUGUCUGACCUUAUCACCAGCAUCAUACGCUGCUCAAUUCCAAAAAUGUAUGUACAGGAGCAUAAAAUUGCCUGCUUGGAGCUUUGCUUAAGACCUGCCGGGCUGUUCAUAACCUCUCUUCACUGCAGGCUCUUUCACGUGUCUCACUGUUUGCUGUUUGUGUGCUGCUGCUUUUGUCCAAUCAGAUGCGCCUCUCUCUGCUGCAGCCAUGCUGGAGGAUAUUGUUGCACACAGAGGUAUAUCAAGGGAGUGCUGUAUGCAUGAGACACAGAGGGUGGUUAUUCUCUAAGACAGAAAUUCUGUCGGUGUCUGUGGAUAGGCUGCCAGGUGGGUCGACCUGAAGUGCUUUCUCAGUUUGGACUGCCAGAACCGAUCAGGCCCAGCAGGGCAGUCCUGUCACCCAGAGAGGGGCAGGGUUUUGGUUGAUGGGGUCGACACGCAGGAUCACCUGUGAUUUGACUGCACCGGCCGUACAGGACGGGCAGUCCCGUGGCACAGUGACUGCGCACCUGGGAUUGUGGACUGCACCGUGACAACCCGUCAACGGAAGGAGACUCAUGUGUUCAUGAGCGAUUUCUUCAACAAGCAGUGGAAUGUUGUAGCAAUGCAAUGGUUUUGCUAAUAUGAUCAUUGACAUUCUAGACUGGACAAAACGUAAGUAAUAUGGGUAAAGAUUUCUUUAGAAAAAUACUGGAUAAUGGGUAGUCAGCUUCAUGCAGACACAAACACAAAGUUGUGGUUUGUAGCUGUAAUGUCAGUAGAAUAGGUGCUGUCUGGGCUGCGGGCAAUGCCAAAACAGUAGCGGGCAUAACUGUAGCAACUGAGGAAUUUGCCACUGGACUGUGCUCUUCAUCUUUUUCCUGCUGCCCCCAGUAUUUCACAAUCACUCUGAACAAUGGCACACAGCUAAAUCUUCAGUGUUCAUUCACCUCUAACAGUUUAUAUGUGUAUACACUGGAUAAAAGAUACGCCAAUUUCUAACACUCAUUUUUUCCUGUGCUGGUUUCCUUAGCCCAUUCUUUCCAAGGAUACAACAAUGGGUAUACAGUUCCACUCAAAUACCUGUGAGGAUGACUAGUUUUCCAUAAAGAUAAUUUUAUUGUAUUCAGGAGUAAGGUUUCCUAUGUCAGGAUUGUGUGAGUGGGCAUCCUGUUGUUAAAACAAGUAGUUUUUAUAGCACAAGGCCUUGGCUCACUCUUAUGGCCAUUCCAGGCAGUGUCAAUGUCAAGUUCAAUGUCACAAUGCUAAACUAAUUCCUUAUGCUAAUGAAAAAUGUACAUAACAAG
Molecule: messenger RNA, 3054 nt
Organism: Conger conger (European conger)
Lineage: Eukaryota; Metazoa; Chordata; Actinopteri; Anguilliformes; Congridae
Exons: 9
Coding region: 1-1503 (500 amino acids)
Biological process (GO): protein palmitoylation
Cellular component (GO): Golgi membrane
Molecular function (GO): protein binding; palmitoyltransferase activity
Source: RefSeq, a predicted model, not a curated record